AUGUAUGCGCUAGACGUCGAGACUGAGGGAGUAAGAGAGCUGGUUGGCGGGCGUGGAGAAGGUAUAAUACUCCCCCCAUGCGACAGUUCCAGUAUUACAGCGGAAGAACGAUCUGUGAAAUUUGAGGAAGAGAUGAUGGAAAUUGGUGGCAGUGUUUCACAGGACUCUGAAAAUAGCGUGACAAGUCCAGUGCGAAUGAACGUUUUUUGCGUGGCUUUGUCUACGUACAUAAAACGUUUACGGGGUGGUGGUGUGGAGGGGCUACCGGUCUUUGCUCCAUCUCUCGAUCUUGUGCCGACCUUCCUGUUAUCAAUAGGAAUUAUGCUUGUGCUGGCUGCUGUUGAUGUGUUUGCAUUAGAACCUUAUGGUCUGCAGUCGUACUUACCAUCGUUCGGCUCUUCUUGUGCUUUGACAGUGUGUCUAAUGACCACUCCAGGAGCACAACCACGAUGUUUUAUCUUAACGCAUUUUAUUGGCGCAUUUCUCGGGCUAUCUUUUGGACACGCAACAAAGACGCUUGAGCAACCAUUAGGGAGACUGUUAGCUAGCGUAUUUGCCGUUUCGGUGCUGUCUCCGCUUAUGUCCCUUCUUGGAUGGUUUCAGCCCUCCAGUUCGGCAACAGCAGUACUGGCAGCAUUUCAUGAGUAUGGUCGAAUGAAUGACGAGGGUUAUAUGUUUCUUGUGGCUCCUGUGUUACUUGGAGUGUUCAUUAUUUUCAUACUGUCCUGGGUUACCAACAACCUAGUACCGUGGCGUCCAGCUUACCCUCUUUGGUGGUGA
This is a messenger RNA of Trypanosoma theileri, 780 nucleotides long. RefSeq lists its product as uncharacterized. Lineage: Eukaryota; Euglenozoa; Kinetoplastea; Trypanosomatida; Trypanosomatidae. The record is from RefSeq and is a predicted model, not a curated record. The transcript has a single exon. Bases 1 to 780 code for a protein of 259 amino acids.